Messenger RNA from Dreissena polymorpha, 3588 nucleotides. RefSeq lists its product as uncharacterized. The transcript has 2 exons. The record is from RefSeq and is a predicted model, not a curated record. Gene Ontology annotation, biological process: intracellular signal transduction. The coding region runs from base 297 to 2522 and encodes 741 amino acids. Gene Ontology annotation, molecular function: protein binding. Lineage: Eukaryota; Metazoa; Mollusca; Bivalvia; Myida; Dreissenidae.
AAUUUAUCGUCGUAAUCGUAGGCUGUUACGCAAAACAAAAUAGAGCUUCCAGGAAAUUACUGAUGUUGAGCCUAACAUCUUAGCACAGACUUUCCCACAAGUACCGGUAACCCCAAAUAACACUCCCCACAGAAACGACUUUGAUCAAGAGAUUAACAGAUCAGCAUCCCCAAUAAAUGGCCCUUAUCAGACAUGAUCAGGAAGAGUUGUGAAGCCAAACAAACUGUACAGUGGUGAUCAAUGGAUAUGUAUAUAGCUGUCUAACCCAUGAAUCCUGGCAGAGGGCCUGACUGAAGAUGUUAAGCUUCAUUCGUUUUGGCUACAGCUAUAUCCAGUAUGCCUUUGACUAUGUGUUUGGGUUCUGGCCUAUGAGAUGGCUGAUGUUGGUUCAUACUUAUCCUGCAACUGAAGACACAAGUGCAAAGGUGAAUGAUAUUAUACAGCAACUUUACAAGCAUAGACGUGGGGAAGGUAACAUUGAUCUCGACAGGGUAUCCAGAGACAUACUCCAGUUAAACUUUCAUGAAAAUGUCUCUGAAAUCAAAGACGAGAUGCAUGGUUUUGACAUUCUGCAGCAUUGUAUUGUUUUAAACCAAAGUCAUCUAGUGGAUAUUCUGUUGAAAAAGCUGCCCCACUAUACGCAAGUCAGAUGCAACUCUCCAGCACAUUUAGCUGCCACUGUUGGACAUAUAGAAGUCCUUAAGUCGAUAGUAAACAGAAGGCCGUUUCAUUUGUACAAACGGGCAGGAUUAUGCUAUCCAGAUUUACAUGAACCUGUGGCUAAUUAUCGAAGAAUGGGUUUCAUGUUUAAAGAUGUUUUCAAGUGCGAGGAAGAAAGGCUUCUGCCAGUUGAAUGGGCUAUAGUUGGUGACCAUGUGGAUUGCGUGCAAUGGAUGAUUGAUGAAAUGCAGGUGAUGGGUGGUCGAAAAUUUAACCUACCUAAAUUCCUUCAUUUUGCGUCUCAGCGGGGUGCAGCCAAAUGUAUUGAUUUCUUCAUUAAACGUUAUCCUGAGUACAUAGACCAUGUAAAUAAAUGUGGAGAUGUUCCAUUGCUGGAAGCUGUGGUUUGGGGAAGGAAGUGUUCCAAGGUGCUCAUUGAGAAUGGCGCAAAUGUCAACAAGGUGGCAAGGAAUGGGGACACGGCCUUGCAUCGAUUGUACCGUAAUGAUAUAGAUGGAAUCUUUGCAAUAUAUGACACAACAAAGUACCUUCUGACAACAGGCAUUGAGCAGCUGGUAAACACUAUCAAUCUUCGUGGAGAGACGGCCUUACACUUGCUGGUUACUCAUGUUUCCUACAUAGGCGGAAAUUACUACCACCAAGAGCAUCGUGUGAUGCCAAGAUGGCAGAUUCAGCCUAAUUACCAGGAGCAAGUAAUUCAGACACUCAAACUGCUACUUAGUUUCAAUGCUGAUCCACAUAUUUAUGAUGCCUUGCAUUUACAGCCUUUAAACAAGCUUCUUCAUGUGACAAUGAAAGCGAGCAGACCCAAUGAUAAGUUUGAAUGUGUCCAGGGCUCGAUCAAUUCCAAGUAUAUCUACAGAAAUGACUUCAAGUCCCUUGCCAGGGCUAUGCAGGUUCUGGUUGAAAAUGGUGCUGAUGUGAAUACACAGUGUUCAAUAGGACAUACCCCUUUGAUUCUUUUGAUUCAAACGUUUUUGAACACAGAGGUGGUUGAUUUAGUCCAAGAAAGUAAUAGCAUCAUUGACGCUGUUGACUUAUUGUUGAAAACUGGUGCCAAGUGCAAUUUUAUUUCAGAAGAUCAAAAGACUUGUUGUUCACUACUUGCUGAACUUGCCAAGAAAAUCUUCAAGGGUCACCAUGGUUCUCGAUCCCAUCAACCAGUGGUGCAGACUGACAUAGAUCUCAGAAAGAAAUAUGCCAGACUUGUGAACGAAAUACUAGUUAUAUUUCUGCGGUAUGGCUUAAAUCCCAACUACACCACAACCAAGAAAAGUACCCACUUGGCUGGUGGAGGAGGGAACUCAUUGAUCGAGUUUGUGCGACUGCUGUUGUUUACAAACGAUAUGGAAGACUUUGAGAUGAUACACACAUGGUUGAAGACGCUGCUACAGUGGGGUGCAGACCCUGACCUUGAGCCUUACCCCCCAGAACCAGUCAUCUGUCAUUCCCAGAGCUCCAUUUACCUGAAAAAGCACGGUACCCAGGCUGUCAGUUUGUACAUCCAGGAGGUGAAAAUACUUCAUGAAUCCCAUAAACUGAGAGCCAUAUUUGAAACAGGACAGGCAGAGUUUUUGUUAAACCUCUUCUACAACACAAUGGAACAUAAAUACCUCUAUGACUGUCUGGGUUCUGCAUGCAUGGUGGCACGGGCUUCACCUAUUGGUAACACUGAGAACGAUCUGAUGAAAGUGUUAAAUAAGAUGGCAGAGAAUCCUCGAAGUUUAAAGCAAAUGUCACGUGUUUCCAUUUAUAAGGCCCUUGGUCGCAAACUGUUUCCAUCUGUUGGUGAGCUGCCGUUGCCAAAUGCAAUGAAAGAAUACUUGUUGGAAAUCCAGUGAUAAAAAAGGAUCUAAUGCGAAAUAUUUGGGUGCUGCAUCCUGCUGCGUUUGGCUCCCUCCCUGCUGCCCUACCGAUGGGUCAACAUGACAAAUGCUAAUUCUUUAAAACCUCAAUUGCAAGUAAUGGACUUGGAUUAAGCAAUUUACAUUUGUAUUUGGAAUUUCACCGUGCCCCUAUACAGCAGCAUCCUUUACCUUUUGUGAACCUAAAUCUUUUGAAAAUAUGUUAUUAGUGUUUAGUAUCCUUUAUUAACAUGGUUUCUAAUAAGAAGUAUUCCAAGUGCAAUAUAGACUUCAAGCAGGAUGUAUUUUCGUACCUUUGUGAAGUUGCCUUUGCCCCUUCAUUUUGUGAAAAAAUGAGCGGCAAACUGUUCAAAAUUGUGAAAAAAAGAGUCACAAACUUUAAAAAAGUGUGAGCAUUUGAGUGGUGAACUUCUUAUUUUUGUGAAAAUUGGAGUUGCAAACUUCUCAACUUUGUGAAAAAACAGCCAUUUUCUAAGAAGGGGAAAAAAGCCCUGGUUCAAGUGAUGUAAUUGUUUGUACGCAUUAGAUGAUUAGUCAGAAGUUCAGCAUUAUCUUACAAUCAUACCAUAUGAUAAUGAUAUUAUUAAGUAUACCGGGGUAUAGUUACCCAAUUACAUGUAGCAAGUUUUACAAACAUAAAAUGUGGUUCAUCAUUCUAUGUAACAUAACGGAACCUGUCCGGAAUCCUUAGCUGUCAAAGAGUCGCCUUUAAUGUACAUGUAUUUAGCGGUAAAGAAGUUGUUAUGGCUUUUACUAACAGUAUAGGUUGAAACCUUGUCAAACAUAUAGUAAAAAGUUCAGACAUGAAAGAAAUGUGAUAAAACUGUAAGACUUGCAUGACACUUGGUAAAACAGUCAGAUUACAAUUUACAUGCUAGUUUCUUGUGGACUGUUCACAUUUAUUGUCAGCCUUUGUGUCUGCAGGUGCAGGCAGGCUUUUCAUUUUAAGUCAGCAUUGGGGUAGACUCAACACUUUAUAUGUUUAUAAAAAUUAUGGCAAAAUAUUGUUAUAUUGUAUUACAUGUGUAUGUGUAUGGAAUUA